Messenger RNA from Cynoglossus semilaevis (tongue sole), 4301 nucleotides. RefSeq names its product leucine-rich repeats and immunoglobulin-like domains 3 (gene lrig3). NCBI's taxonomy places the organism in Eukaryota, Metazoa, Chordata, Actinopteri, Pleuronectiformes, Cynoglossidae. The coding region runs from base 463 to 3795 and encodes 1110 amino acids. Gene Ontology annotation, molecular function: protein binding. The record is from RefSeq and is a predicted model, not a curated record. The transcript is spliced from 19 exons.
UAGUUCAGUUAAAAUCAGAUGAAAAAACAUUCUGUAGAAGCUGCAUUUACUCAGGUUUCUUUAGGAACUAUAGGUGCUGGACUUCAUUUCCCAGAAUCCCCAGUGCGGCCCCGCCUCUCCUCACAUACCUCCGCUGUACGCGUGCGUUGGCUCCACACAGCACAAGUUUUCCCACCAGGAGAGCGGAGUCACGGAGCACGGCACCAAAGUUUCUCCACGGGAAUGGGCCACUUCCAGAUGGAGGCUUCACUUCCAGACUUCACGGCCACGAUCACCACAAACACUCGGGGUUGGAUUUAAAAGGAUCGUCAGAACCAACACAACCAGGAUUUUCUUUAUUGUUGGUUUUUGUUUUGUUUUUUUUUGUUUCUUCCCCUACAUCACCUCUCUGUGGAUUGUCUCUCCUGCGGCUGAAGGUUGAUCCAAAUCGGGGGGUUACUCUGCUGCUCCCGGCGAGGAAAAAUGUGUUCCUCCGGUAGUUUGGUGAAGUUUUUCCUGCGUUUUCUGCUUGUUUUGACACUGCAGCGUGGAUGUGGGGCCGACACGCGGACGUGCCCCGCUCCGUGCGCGUGUUUCGGGGAGCUCGUGGACUGCAGUCGCCUGAGAAGGGGCCACAUUCCAGAUCGGAUCCCGGAGUGGACGGUGCAGCUAGACCUGAGCUACAACAAAUUGCAGGUGCUCGACGCCGCUCUGUUUUCCAAACUACAACAUUUGACCGAAGUAAAACUGAGUCACAACGAACUGGACUCGAUACCAGAUCUGGGCCCUUACGCCUCCAACAUCACGUCGCUCGUUCUAGCAAACAACAAGAUCAGCAGGAUCUCUGUGGAGCAGCUACGGCCUUACCUCGCUCUGGAAACACUCGACCUCAGCUACAACAACAUGGUGGAUAUAAAGGCCAGCUCCUUCCCCGCUCUGCCCCUCAAGAACCUGUUCCUCAACAACAAUCGGAUCUCAGCGUUGGAGUCGGGCUGUUUCACGAACCUGUCCAGCAGCCUGCAGGUUCUGCGGCUCAACCGCAACCGCCUCUCCACCAUACCACCCAAGAUCUUCCAGCUGCCCAACCUCCAGCAUCUGGAUCUGAGCAGGAACCGCGUUCGCCGUGUGGAGGGCCUCACGUUCCAGGGCCUGCACGCCCUUCGCUCCCUGAAGAUGCAGAGAAACGGCCUGAGUCGUCUGAUGGACGGAGCCUUCUGGGGCCUCAGCAACAUGGAAGUCUUGCAGCUGGACUUCAACAACCUAACGGAGGUGAGUAAGGUUUGGCUGUACGGCCUGCUGACUCUGCAGCAGCUCCACCUCAGCCACAACGCCAUCAGCAGGAUCCGACCUGAGGCCUGGGAGUUCUGCCAGAAACUCAGCCAGCUCAACUUGUCCUCAAACCAUCUGUCGCGACUGGAGGAGUCCAGCUUCGAAGACCUCAGCCUGCUGGACGAGCUCCAUGUCGGGAACAAUCGCGUGAGCUUCAUCGCAGACGGAGCUUUCCGUGGACUCUCCAACCUGCAGAUGCUGGACCUCCAGAACAAUGAGAUCUCGUGGACUAUCGAGGACAUGAACGGACCGUUCUCUGCCUUGGAACAUCUGAAGAAACUAUUUCUGCAAGGGAACCAGAUCCGCUCGGUGACCAAGAAGUCUUUCUCGGGCCUGGACGCGCUGCAGCACCUAGACCUGAGUAACAACGCUAUCAUGUCCAUCCAAGCAAACGCCUUCUCUCAGAUGAAGAAUCUGCAGGAGCUGCGUCUCAACACCUCCAGCCUGCUGUGCGACUGCCAGCUGAAGUGGCUUCCCGUCUGGGUGGCUGAACAAACCUUCCUGCCCUGCGUCAACGCCAGCUGCGCCCACCCGCAGAUGCUCAAGGGCAGGAGUGUGUUUGCUGUCAGCCAGGAUGAGUUUGUGUGCGAUGAUUUCCCAAACCCUCAAAUCACGGUUCAGCCAGACACCCAGUCAGCCCUCAAGGGCUCCAAUGUGACGUUUGUCUGUUCAGCGGCCAGCUCCAGUGACUCACCCAUGAAGUUCGCCUGGAAGAAGGACAACGAGGUCCUGAACGACGCCGAGAUCCACAACCAGGCCCACCUGCGAGUGCAAGGAGGAGCCGGAGGCGAGACAGAAGUGACGGAGUAUACGACCACCCUGCAGCUGCGUAACGUGGAGUUCUCCAGUGAGGGCAAAUACCAGUGUGUCAUCUCCAAUCACUUUGGGUCGUCCUACUCCACCAAGGCCCGGCUGACUGUCAACAUGCUCCCCUCCUUCACCAAAAUGCCAAUGGACCUAAGCAUCCGGGCGGGGGCCACAGCCAGACUGGAAUGUGCUGCCGUGGGUCACCCUUCUCCUCAGAUUGCUUGGCAGAAAGACGGUGGAACUGAUUUUCCUGCCGCACGGGAACGCCGCAUGCAUGUCAUGCCAGAGGACGACGUGUUUUUCAUAGUGGACGUCAAGACGGAAGACAUUGGCGUUUACAGCUGCACUGCCCAGAACACAGCUGGAGCCAUAUCUGCAAAUGCUACGCUAACUGUCCUAGAAACGCCCUCCUUCCUGCGGCCCCUCAUGGAUCGCACUGUGGCCAAGGGUGAGACCGCCGUCCUCCAGUGCAUUGCCGGCGGCAGCCCCCCACCAAAGCUGAACUGGACCAAGGACGACAGCCCCUUGGUGGUGACUGAGCGCCACUUCUUUGCAGCUGCCAACCAGCUCCUCAUUAUUGUUGAUGCAGCGGAGGCAGACGCUGGAAAGUACACCUGUGAGAUGUCCAAUGCCCUGGGCACCGAGAGAGGCAACGUCAGACUGGCCGUCAUAUCCAACGCCAACUGUGACCCUGGUUUGCAGGGCAGCGCAGGUGUGGGCAUGGUGUCUGGCUCAGGGUCAGAUGAUGAUGGGUGGACCACUGUGGGAAUUGUGAUUAUAGCAGUGGUGUGCUGCGUCGUGGGCACGUCGCUAGUUUGGGUGGUCAUCAUUUACCACACAAGAAGGAGAAACGAGGACUGCAGCGUCACCAACACAGAUGAGACCAACCUUCCCGCUGACAUUCCAAGCUACCUGUCGUCCCAGGGCACGCUGGCCGACCGACAAGAGGGCUACAUCCCUUCAGAGAACAGCAGCGGUCAUCAGUACAUGCCGCCGUCACUAGGGGGCUUCUACCUGCCGCCUAAAGACAUGAACGGCCUCUGUCAACUGGAUACAGGAAGUGAAGCCGACAUGGAGGCAGCCAUGGAUCCUCUGCUUUGUCAUUAUCAAGGACCAAUGGGCUCGCUGCUACGCCGGGAUAACAUGUACUCCACUGAUCCUUCAGAGGUCUUCACAGGCUGUUCCAUGGACCAAAGGCCUAAAUGCGUUGACUCCUACAGCGGAAGCCUGACAGCGUCAAAAAAGAGGGACUACUUCCCGUCAGAACAUUUUGACGUCUGCUCUUCAACCGUCCUGAUGCAGUUCCCUAGCGUCGGUCUUCAUCAUGGCUCUUGUCACCAGCAAAGCGACCGCAGACCGUCCGUGGAGGAAGGGGAUGGGAACGACUUCAUCCGACCUCAUGAGUUCAUCCCUCCCUGCAACACCUUCAUGGGAACAUUUGGGAAGACACCCUGGAGAUCUCAGCAUGAAAGCUACACCGGGAUCAGCCCGCCAUCGGUGGCACAUAAUGUAAAAGUUCCACAUGAAAACCCUUACGUUGCCCCAGAUAUUGACUCAGACCAGGAGGAGAGAAAUCUCACUCCGGACCCGACAUCGGAGCAGAAGAGCAGCAUCUGUGAACAGCUGUUCGACGGCGACAGCAGGACUGAUGCGUUACCGCAGCACAGAACGAGCACUUAGCUCCUGUUUGCUCUCGGUUUGUCAUGAAGAGGACAAAAAAAAAAUUCUACCUCAGUAAAUGGACACUUUUGCAAUAAAGGACACCUGAAAUGUGCAAAGACUGAAUGUAAAGGACUAUUUGAUGUUCCUGUUUCAAACAACAACAAAGGAGCAGCGUUUUCAGCUGAUGUUGAAGAACACAGCCUUGGUGUGUAACAAUAAAUGAAUAUAUACAUUUUUAUAUAAGAAAUUUAUUAUAUUUUGUAAAUUGUAUAUAAACAGAUUCCAUUAUUUUUGCUUACGUGUUGUGUGAGAAUUCCGCGCCUUGCCUUUCAAGUUAUUUCAGCUUUGAAUGAAGCAUUAUUUUGCACAUAUACAGUAUGGUAACAAUAAUAAAAAAAACAACUUAAUGUGUGCUGCUACAUUCACCAAAGGUGCCACGAGUUUUUCCUGACGUCACGUUCACAAAUUUGCAUUUUGUGUAAAGGACUUUUAAGCUUUGAUUUGAAAAUGAAAUUUGAUUACAU